This is a messenger RNA of Ectocarpus sp. CCAP 1310/34, 1470 nucleotides long. Lineage: Eukaryota; Phaeophyceae; Ectocarpales; Ectocarpaceae. The record is from the annotation of a GenBank genome assembly.
UCCGCCUCUUCCUUGUUAAGAUGGACCUCGCGAAGAGGGCCGAGGACGCUGGGGUCGCAGUCAUUGUGUACAUGGAUGAGAGCUUUGUUCACCAGGCGCAUGGUUCCGCGUACUCGUACUUUCCUUCUGACGAUACGGGGGUUGUGCAGGAUGGGAUAGGCCGUACAACGGGGAAAGGUUUGCGUAUGAUCAUGGUGCAUGCGAUCACGAAGCACGGGCCCUUGGCCGAGCUACAGGAGGGAUUUCCUAUCCGUGAGGGUUGGUUCAAGGCUAAGGAAAAUCGUGCGAAGAAGAUUAAGCCUGGCGAGGCGGAUUUCGAAAUGUCAGAUGAGCAGACAGCAGAAUUUCUGUGGCAGGCCAAGUUGGCAACCGGAGAUUAUCAUAACGCCAUGACGGAUGGGAUGUUCAUGCAGUGGUUGAAGCACCGACUUACCCCGGCCUUCGAUGCGCAGUUCAAGAACAAGAAGAUGUUUCUCGUUCUCGAUAACGCCUCAUACCACCACUGCUUUGACGAGGAGGUUAAGGUGCCCGAAACCAACAGUAGAAGUACAACGUCGAACUCUUGCGCAAGUACGGUUGCACGUCGUUCAAGGUGACGCGUGAGUCGGAGGGUAAGGCUGCUGAGUACAACUUUGAGGUCCCGGCGCAGGGGUCGCUACCCAAUGCGAACCGCAAGAACGGCGUCAGCAAAGAAGAGAUAGCCUCCGUCACUCGGACGUACUUCAAAAAGAAUUUUCCACAAAAGCUCGAGGGAAAAGCUGAGACGUACACGAGGGAGAACGGGUGGGGGUUAAUUUGGACACCGCCGUACAUGCCGACUUUCCAGCCGAUCGAGCUGUUCUGGCAGCACGGCAAGCAUUACGUGAGCUUUCAUUUUGAGAAGGGGCGGAACGUGUUGGAUGUCUGGAAGCAAAUCCGUCUCGGUUGGUAUGGAGACCCGGAAUGGGACAGUCAGGAGGGGGGGUGGAAGGCAGCCAACUGUGGAAAGUUGGUGCAGCAUGCCAUUGGCAAGAUGGACGAGUGGAUCGGCCUGUACGGUGGAAACCUGAGCGGUACGAUCGGUAGCCUUGAGUAUCCAGUGGCAGAGUACCAAGAGGCUACGGCCGAGGAUGAGAUAGAGGAUGGAGUGGAGGAACAGACGGAUGAGUGGCUGGGUGAGGACGCGGAAGAUGCCAUUGAGGGCUGAAAAAAAAUGCCACAAAAAAAAUGCCAAAAACAAAUGCCCGUUUUUGGGCCAAUAUUUUUCGACUUUGAUUCCCGAACAGCGACACGAAGGGGCUACACAGAAGGCGCCAUUCUGAGUGCAAGCUGACAUAUUGUUUGAUAUUUCGCAAUUGAGAUGGCUGUAUCAUCCUGUUCAAUCAAUAUAUGGAUCACUUGUGCAAGCCCUGGGGCCGCAUCGUUGGAACACAGCGCUUCAAUAUUUUUGGAACUUCGCCGGGUACGAUCACACGCUAAUUUCGUAAUAUU